Messenger RNA from Cavia porcellus (domestic guinea pig), 1998 nucleotides. It is a transcript of the gene Gpr183, whose product is annotated as G protein-coupled receptor 183. Gene Ontology annotation, cellular component: membrane. The coding region runs from base 229 to 1302 and encodes 357 amino acids. Gene Ontology annotation, molecular function: oxysterol binding; G protein-coupled receptor activity. The transcript is spliced from 2 exons. The record is from RefSeq and is a predicted model, not a curated record. NCBI's taxonomy places the organism in Eukaryota, Metazoa, Chordata, Mammalia, Rodentia, Caviidae. Gene Ontology annotation, biological process: G protein-coupled receptor signaling pathway; B cell activation involved in immune response.
GUGACAGGAAAAAGGCGACACCAUAAAAGGACGUCUGCACAGUGGCUCUUAAAGCAACAUGCCAAGCUCAACUGACUUCAGUCCGGGAAAAUACUAACCGCUGCUCACAGAGGCUGGGACAAGUGCUGCUAGGUAAGUACUAGAAUCUGUGCUUUGACAACAGCUUCAGGGAAAACUUUAAAAGUCUAAUUCAAAAGAGGCCCCGACCUGCCACCACUGGCUCCUGAAAUGGCAAACAACUUCACCACGCCCUCCCCAGCCCCUCAGGGAAAUGGCUGUGACCUCUACACACACCACACCACUGCCAGGAUACUCAUGCCUCUACAUUACAGCCUCAUCUUCAUCAUUGGGCUGGUGGGAAACGUGUUGGCCUUGGUUGUCAUUGUUCAAAACAGGAAAAAAAUCAACUCUACCACCCUCUAUUCAACGAAUUUGGUGAUUUCUGACAUCCUCUUCACCACCGCUUUGCCUACGCGGAUAGCCUACUAUGCCCUGGGCUUCGACUGGAGACUGGGCGACGCCUUGUGCAGGAUAACAGCGCUUGUGUUCUACAUCAACACGUAUGCGGGCGUCAACUUCAUGACCUGCUUGAGCAUUGACCGCUUCUUCGCUGUGGUGCACCCGCUACGCUACAAUAAGAUGAAAAGAGUCGAAUAUGCAAAAGGGGUUUGCAUAUUUGUCUGGAUCCUAGUAUUUGCUCAAACACUCCCACUGCUCAUCAACCCCAUGUCUAAGGAGGAGGCCGAAAGGACUACAUGCAUGGAAUAUCCAAACUUUGAAGACAUAGAGUCGCUCCCCUGGAUUCUGCUUGGUGCAUGCUUCAUAGGAUUCGUGCUUCCCCUCGUCAUCAUUCUCAUCUGCUACUCUCAGAUCUGCUGCAAGCUCUUUAGAACUGCCAAACAAAACCCUCUCAGUGAGAAAUCGGGUGUGAAUAAAAAGGCUUUCAACACGAUCAUUUUUAUUAUUGUUGUUUUUGUUCUCUGCUUCACACCUUACCACGUUGCAAUCAUUCAGCAUAUGAUUAAAAAGCUUCAUUUCCAUGAUGUUCUAGAAUGCGGCCAAAAGCAUUCAUUCCAGAUUUCACUGCACUUCACAGUGUGCCUGAUGAACUUUAACUGCUGCAUGGACCCUUUCAUCUAUUUCUUUGCAUGUAAAGGGUACAAGAGGAAGGUCAUGAAGAUGCUGAAACGUCAAGUCAGUGUGUCGCUCUCCAGUGCUGUGAGGUCAGCCCCUGAAGAAAACUCACGUGAGAUGACAGAGUCACAGAUGAUGAUACAUUCCAAGACUUCAAACGGAAAGUAAACAGGACUAUCGUGGACUUAAAGCAACCUGGGAUGGCCAACUCUGCAGGACUUCUAAGGCAAAUGAUCAUUCAACUUCCAACUGGGAUUGCUUUCAAUUCUUUUCACUGUGCACUAUUCCCCACAGUCACUGUGGAAGUAAACUGAUUGAUACAUGAGCUUGAGAGAACAUAAAGCAAGUUCUGAUUCAUAAAGAACGUAUCAAUAGGGAAACUUUUCCUUUUUUAGUGGCACUGGUAACUGAACCCAGGGCCUUGCACUGAACUACAUCCCCAUUCUUUUUUAUUUUUAUUUUUUCAAAUUUGGAAAAAGUCACUCAGGCUGAAUGACCCUCCUGCUUUGGCCUCCUUGAGUGCUGGGAUUACAGUGAUGUGCUGCCAUGUCUAGUUAAGAAGCCAUGUCUAACACAAUAUAAAAAGGAAGGUUUGUGCUAAUAAAAACUCAAUUUUUACUGCCAAUUUCAUGCCAAUAGUUUGGCAAAAGAGAAAAGACUGAUUAGAUUGUAUACUACCAGUGUAAAAAUGUUAAUACUGUACAGUAUUUUUGGUAUGUAUUUCUUAAAUCCAUUAUGCUAUUUUAGAUUUUACGCUUCAGUUAACAUUUUUGCUUUGUUGUUUUUGUUGUUGUUGUUGUUGUUGUUCUGAGUCAUAACUGUUUCACAGAAUACUUUUGGAAUAAAAAAGUAAGAUGCCACACA